AUGCAGGGUGGAAAUCAAAAUGAAGAGGAAAACCCCAUGAGGUCUCUCGGGCACAAUGCCCUGGUCGAAUUGCUUAACAAUAAUAACAGUGAUAGAGGGAGUGAAACUGGGGAGGAUAUACGGAAGGGAGAGAAGGAGGUUGACACGAUGUACUCCUUAGAAGGAGACAAUUUAAGAAGGAAAAAGAAAUCAUCAAAGGGGAAAAAAAAAAGGGCCGACGGAAGGGCGGAAAAAAAGAGAAAACAGGAAUUGCCAACGGGGAAAAGCAUAAAACAGUCAUCAGAUAGGGAUCCUAACGAAGAGGACACAAAAAUGUUAAAGCACCCCAGUCCCAGUCUUGACAAAUACACCUCCGGAAAGACAGACCGAGAGAGAAAUAAAAGCUACCUCCGCAUGAUGAACAAGUAUAACCUGUUUUUUGGAAAUGGUAAAAAACCCCAUUUUAUAAUGCCAAAAAGAGAUCAUAUGAUGGUGAGAAAAAACAUCCCUGUCGGUGGGUUCAAUCCACAUAGUAGGACGACCAUUAAGAGAGACAUGUAUGAUGAUGCCACUGAUGAUGUCGAUAACGAUUCCCAUCAUGAUAGUGAAAAAAAUGACAAGUUUUUUUUUUUAAAGAAGAGUAACGUACGUGGAGAAAUCAUGGAUGGGGCUCGGGCCCCCAUGUUGGGGGGAUUUCUCUCCGAGAAUGAAAUAAAAAGGGAUGGAAGGGGCGGUGCACGCAGUAGGGGUGAAAAUGGAGACAGCCCAGACGGACGCCCCAGGAGUAGCAGCCCUAGUGGAGCCCCCAGUGAAGACCCCAGUGAAAAGCCGAGUGAAAAGCUGAGAGAUAACCUGAGUGAUAACCUGAGCGAUAACCUGAGCGAUAACCUGAGUGAUAACCUGAGUGUAAAACCCAGUGACGACUGGCGUGACACAGAGAACACACCUGACAUGCACACAACAGGAGAGAAAGAAAAAGAAAGCAGCCAUGCCGUCAUGUCAUAUGAUGUGAAAGGAAAUUUGAGCACAGAAAUCACUCACUUAGGGGAAAGGUCCCAGAUAAAUGAAUGCCAUAAGCAGGUCGGAAAUGUCAAGCUAAGUAGAAAAAGGAGAAACAAAAAGGAUAGUGAUACUGAAACGAAGAAACUGCACAAGUCAUGGUAUGACAUAGAAACGACUGACUCGAUCGAAAAAGAAGCCACUCUCACUUCUCUCCAUAGCAGUAGUGUAAAAUAUGAAAGUAAUAAAAAGCGUGUUGUGAGCAUCCACCCAGACGAUCUCAUAAGCGAAGUGGAAAAGGUAAAUACCCUCGAAACUCCUGCUCUGCUACAUAAAAAGGAUUUUCAAUCUGACCUUGCGAAGGCUGUCAAAAUAGAGGAAAAGGACUCCCCCGAUGUGCAAACGGUGCUGCGAAGAAAUGAGGGAAACAAGAAAAGUCACGAUAUGGAUAGCCAACCUCCCACUGACAGCAUCAGUCAAGUGGACCCCUUCAACCACGAGGAUUUCAUUUUUCUCGACUUUGACCCGAUAAAGGAGGAAUACGUGGAAAUUAAAAAAACACUGCAGAGGUACAAAAAAAAACGGGAAUUGACGGAAGACCAGGGUGAAAAAAUGCACCACGACUCAAAUGGGGAAGACAAUUUGGAAAAAAAAAGUGGGAAGGAAAAAUUAAAAGAUAAAAAAGAAAAACAGAGUUGUCAUCAAAAUGACGAAAAUGUUCAUAUUAAAAAAAAUUUUAAUCACUUGAAAGAGAGGAUGCGUCGGGGAAAAAUACGAAUAAUCAGUUACGACUUUGUGCGCAAUUUGUGUUACAUCUUACGUCUUCCCAGCUGA
Messenger RNA from Plasmodium cynomolgi strain B, 1812 nucleotides. RefSeq lists its product as hypothetical. The record is from RefSeq and is a predicted model, not a curated record. Bases 1 to 1812 code for a protein of 603 amino acids. NCBI's taxonomy places the organism in Eukaryota, Apicomplexa, Aconoidasida, Haemosporida, Plasmodiidae. The transcript is spliced from 2 exons.